AUGUGUGGAAUAUUUGCGUGUCACUGUCAUCCCGACGUCCAGAAAUUCAAGCCGACGGCCUUGAAAUUGGCAAAGCAAAUUCGGCACAGAGGCCCCGACUGGAGUGGAAGCGUUAUCUGCAAAAACACAAUCUUGUGCCAUGAAAGGUUGAGCAUCGUCGGCGUCGAGUCCGGUGCACAACCACUGACCAAUGCGGACGAAACCAUAAUACUUGCCGUCAAUGGCGAGAUCUACAACCAUCGGUUAAUUCGAAAAAGCCUCAAGACCCCCUAUCACUUCAAGACUGCUUCUGACUGCGAGGUUAUCAUUCCCUUGUAUAUGGAAUAUGGACUCGACGCUCCUAAGUACUUAGAUGGUAUGUUCUCAUUUGUGCUAUACGACAAAAACCUCGACCGAACUAUCGCGGCCCGUGAUCCCAUUGGUAUCACUACGCUAUACCAAGGUUGGUCCUCCAAGGAGCCGGGUACUACCUACUUCGCUUCGGAGCUGAAAUGUCUGCACUCCGUCUGCGAUGAAAUUCGCUCCUUUCCCCCGGGACACAUCUACGAUACCAAAACCAACGAGACCACUCGAUAUUUCCAACCGACUUGGUGGGACGAGUCAAAAAUCCCAGAUACUCCCCUGGACCUGAAGCUCGUUCGAGAAUCACUAGAACGGUCUGUGAGGAAACGGCUCAUGGCCGAAGUUCCUUAUGGUGUACUAUUGUCAGGCGGUCUUGACUCAAGUUUGGUUGCAUCAAUUGCCCAAAGAGAAACACUGAGGCUCAAGAAGGCGGCAUUGGCCGCCGCUAAUGGCACCGCUACCGAGCCGACUGAAGACCCUGACAAGGGUGAGGGCUUAGUCGGUAUUGACGACGAGAAUGAGCUCUCCACCGUAACAUACCUCCCACAGCUCAACUCUUUCUCUAUCGGGUUACCUGGCUCCCCCGAUAAUGAAGCUGCUGUCAAGGUAGCUAAGUUCCUCGGCACGAAACAUCACGUCAUGACCUUCACUAUUGAGGAUGGUCUUAACGCAUUAUCUGAUGUCAUUUACCAUCUCGAGACGUACGAUGUGACCACAAUCCGUGCCUCGACACCUAUGUACCUGCUGUCGCGAAAGAUCAAGGCCAUGGGGAUUAAGAUGGUACUUAGUGGUGAAGGAAGUGAUGAAAUUUUUGGAGGAUACCUCUACUUCCAUGCAGCGCCGGAUAAGAGGCUUUUCAUGAAGAGACCGUCCGCCGAGUCAAGAACCUCCAUCUUGCAGAUUGCCUACGAGCUAACAAGUCUACUUCGGCUUGGGGUCUCGAGGCUCGUGUCCCCUUCCUCGACAAGCAGGUAUUUCCUCGAAGUCUGCAUGAACAUCGACCCCCAGGAGAAGAUGAUUACCAAGGAACGAAUUGAGAAAUGGAUUCUGAGAAAAGCGUUCGAUACUUCUGACGAUCCCAGCGCCGAGCCAUACUUACCGGACGAGAUCCUUUGGAGACAGAAGGAACAAUUCUCUGAUGGUGUUGGCUAUGGUUGGAUUGAUGCUCUAAAGGAUAACGCUGAACAUCAUGUCACCGAUGAGAUGAUGAAGAACCCCAAGCCUGAGUGGGGCAACGAUAUCCCCGAUACCAAGGAGGCUUACUGGUACCGUACGAUGUUUGACGAGCAUUUUCCCUCCUCACUGCGCAUCUACUGUGAUGCGAUGGACCCCGACAUGGUCAAAACAGACCGAUCCUAG
Molecule: messenger RNA, 1701 nt
Organism: Daldinia childiae
Lineage: Eukaryota; Fungi; Ascomycota; Sordariomycetes; Xylariales; Hypoxylaceae
Product: Asparagine synthetase [glutamine-hydrolyzing] 2
Exons: 9
Coding region: 1-1701 (566 amino acids)
Cellular component (GO): cytosol
Molecular function (GO): asparagine synthase (glutamine-hydrolyzing) activity
Source: RefSeq, a predicted model, not a curated record